GUGGGGCCUAGUUUUGUCCCGGGACGGAGGCUGGUGGAGGAAGGCUCCUCUCCCCCAUCCCUAACCCACCCCACCCCACCCCACCCACCCACCCCUCCAGAGCCAAGGGAAAGAGUAACAAGCAACGGGGACCACCGAGACCGUGACUCCUCCUGGAGGCCUAGAGCAGUCUGAGGCCAGCCGACGGCCCGGAUUGGGCGGCUCCCAGGGGCGGGGUGUCGAAGCAUACUUCCGUCCAGGGAGGGCGACCUCGGGAGGGGUGUUGAGGCCUUUGGAGCUCGGCCGUACUGUGCCCGGCUGCGGAGCUGCCGUGUCCACGUUUCCUGCACUGCCUGGGAGCAGAGGCUCAGUGUGAUUCUAAGGUUCCUGUCUACCUCCAGAGGAAAGCCUAGGAGGCCAGGUGACCAAGCUUCUACAGAGUAGCUACCAGCUCUGCCUGCCCUCCAGGUUCCUGCACAUCUUCUGAGGGGACCCCCAGGAGACCAGGUAAUGGCAGCUGAGCUCCUGCCAGCCUGGUCCCAGGUGUUGGUGACUUUCACGGAUGUGACUGUAAAUUUCACCCAUGAGGAAUGGAGUCUUCUAAACCCUGCUCAAAGGGGUCUUUACAGGGACGUGAUGCUGGAGAAUUAUGAGAAUAUAGUCUCAUUGGGGUUUCCAGCGUGUGAACCUGAUGUAAUCUCCUAUUUGGAGCAAGGGAAAGAAGUAUGGGUUUUGGACAUGCAAGAAGCUGAAGAGAGAGAGAUCAUGAGAGGGGACUGCUCAGGUUGUGAGACCAGGACUGAGAAUGAGGAGUUGUUGAUAAAGCAGGAGAUUUCUGAAGAAGUGGAUUCCCAGAAUAUGAUACUAGAAAGAAUCAUAGGGGAUGUUCCCCAUAGCCCUAAAUGUAGAGAAGCCUGUGAAUCUGAGGACAGGUCAAAGGAUGAUUUACAGUCUUCUGCAGGUAAAUUCCUUUCUCACAAGAUACAGUUGAGGUCAAUGACAGUGAUGGAUCAAAAUCCACCUGAAGAAGAGAAAGACCAGAAAUGUAAUGAAUUUGGAAGAAACCUCAAUUUGAACUCUAACCCUGUUAGAAUUUCCUCAAGAGAGAAACCCCAACAAUAUGAUAACAUGGACCAAAAAUCAAAACAGAAUUCAGACCUAAUUAUACAUCAGAAAAAUCAUACAGAAGGGAAAACCUAUAAACCUAGAAUAUAUGGAAAACAUUUAAGGCAGAGUUCAACCUAUGUCAAGCGUCAGAGAAAACGCACAGAUAAAGUCUAUAAAUGUAAUGAAUGUGGGAAAGCCUUCAAACAGAGUUCAAGCCUCAUUAGACAUCAAAGGAUUCACACAGGAGAAAAACCCUAUGAAUGUAAUGAAUGUGGAAAAACAUUCAUUGCAUCCUCAAAUCUUAUUCAGCAUCAGAGGGUUCAUACUGGAGAAAAACCAUAUGAGUGUAAUGAUUGUGGAAAAUCCUUUAGCCAGGGGUCAAGCCUAAUUCGCCAUCAGAGAAUUCACACUGGGGAAAAACCAUAUGAGUGUAGUGAAUGUGGGAAAGCUUUUAAUGUCUCCUCAAACCUAAUUCAACAUCAGAAAAUUCACACUGGAGAGAAACCCUAUUCAUGUAAGGAAUGUGGAAAAACUUUCAUCCUAAAUUCUUAUCUUAUUAAUCAUCAGAGAGUUCAUAGUGGAGACAAAUCCUUUGAGUGUAAUGAAUGUGGAAAAGCCUUCAGUGAUCGUACAUCUCUUAUUUAUCACCAGAGAAUUCAUACUGGGGAGAAACCAUAUGAGUGUAACAAAUGUGGGAAAGCCUUCAGUUUGAGUUCAGGCCUCAUUAAACAUUUGAGAAUUCAUACAGGAGAAAAACCUUAUGAGUGUUAUGAAUGUGGGAAAAUCUUCAGGGCAUAUUCAAACCUUAUUCAGCAUCAGAGAAUUCACACAGGAGAGAAACCUUAUGAAUGUAAAGAAUGUGGAAAGACUUUCAUUCUGAUAUUCAGACAGAACUCUACUCUUUUUAGAUAUCAAAGAAUUCACAGUGGACAGAAACCCUUUCUGUGUAAAGAAUGUGGGAAAACCUUUAGUCAGAGCUCUAACCUAAUUGAUCAUCAGAGGACACACACUGGAGAAAAGCCCUAUGAAUGUAAUGAAUGUGGAAAAGCCUUCAGUUUGAGUUCAAACCUCAUUAAACAUCAGAGAAUUCAUACUGGUGAAAAACCUUAUGAAUGCAAUGAAUGUGGAAAAGCCUUUAGUGAAAGUUCUAAUCUUAUUAAACAUAAGAGAAUUCACACUGUAGAAAAACCCUAUGAAUGCAAGGAAUGUGGAAAAGCUUUUAGUCAGAGCUCACACCUUAUCAGACACCAGAGAAUUCAUACUGAAGAGCUACGGUAUGAAUGUAAGGAAUGUUAUAAAUUCUUCUAUUCACGUUCAUCUUUUAUUCAACAUCAGAAAAUUCAUACUGGACAGAAGCCUUAUGAGUGUAAUGACUGUGGGAAAACUUUCAACCAGAACUCAAACCUUAUUAAGCAUCAGAGAAUUCACACUGGUGAGAAACCAUAUGAAUGUAAUGAAUGUGGGAAAUCUUUUAGUGUCCACUCAUCUUUUAUUAGACAUCUUAAAAUUCACACUGGUGAGAAACCCUAUGAGUGUAAUGAAUGUGGGAAAACAUUCAACCAGAACUCUAAUCUUACUAAACAUCAGCGAAUUCAUACUGGUGAAAAACCCUAUGAGUGUAAUGAAUGUGGAAAAACCUUCAACCAGAAUUCUAAUCUUACUAAACAUCAAAGAACUCAUAUUGUGCAGAAACCCUAUCAUUGUAAUGAUUGUGGGAAAACCUUCAGUGUGCUUUCAUCAUUUCUUCAGCACCAGAGAAUGCAUAAUGAAGAAGAUCCUAAUGAGCAAAAUGAAUGUGAAAAACCAUUUGAGUGUAAUGAAUGUGGGAAAGCCUUCAGCCAAAGUGGAAACCUAAUAAGGCAUCAGAAAUUUCACACUGAUGAGAGACCCUUUAAGUGUAAUGAAUGUGGAAAAACCUUCAGUGUGAGUUCUAACCUUAUUAAACACCACAAAAUUCACACUGGAAUAAAGCCCUAUGAAUGUAAUGAAUGUGGAAAAACUUUCAUUGAGAGCUCUAAUCUCAUUAAACAUCAGAGAAUUCAUACUGGGGGAAAAUUAUGAUUAUAAUUCUCACUGCUCAAACCUUAUUUAUGAUCAUAAAAUUCAUACUAGAGGGCAUGAAUAGUAUUGAUUUAUACCCAUUCAACAUUGGACUUUGUGAUGAAAUUGGGAAAGCCUUCUAAGCUUUUAGUUAACCAUCCAAACUUAUUUAACUCCAAAGUAGUCAUAUUGGAGAUAAAUGUAAUAAAACUGCCAAUUCAUGAGUUUUGCUCAUUCAGCUCACAAGGAUGUUCACUGAUUUGUCAGUGAGCUCCCCCAGCAAUUUACUACAUCAUGGUAAUAGAAUAGAUUUAGAGCUGGAAGGGAAAUUUAAAGAUCAUUUAGUUUAACAUUUUAAUUUUAUAGAAGUGAUGACUAUGAGACAGAGAAACAAUGCCCUGCCUAAGGUCAUACAAGGGGUAAAUAGUAGACUCAGAAUGCAAACUUGUGACUCCAAUUUUUCAAUUUUUUAAAUAACUUCCAAUAUAUAUAUAUAUAUAUUUUUUUUUUUUUACAAUUGGCCACCAUAAUGUGUAUGGUCAUUUCAAUCAUGUCAGACUCUUAAUGAUGCCAGUUAGAAUUUUCUUGGUAAAGAUACUGGAGUGGUUUACAUUUCCUUCUCCAGCUCAUUUUACAGAUGAGGAACUGAGGCAAACAGAGUUUAAGAAAUUUACCCUCAGGAUCACACAGCUAGUAAGAAUCUGAAGCCAGACUUGGAUCUAAGUCUUCUUGAUUCCAGGUCCAGCACUCAAUCCAGCACUGCACCAACCUAGCUGUCACUAUACUAUACUACAGUAUAAUUUUAUAAUAAAUUAUAAAGAACAAAUGUGACUAAAACAGUUAAACUUAGGCCCUUUAAACACUGAAUUUUAAGAUACCUUAAUAUGAUUUUCCAAAAGUUAUAUUUUAGGGUAUAAUAAUAAGGAUACCUGAGUUUUAUAAAUCUUUAAAGAUUACAAAAUGCUUUAUAUAUAUAUUAUCUCAUCUGACUUAUAUAACAACCCACUGAGGUAUAAACUCUAAGUGUUGUCAUUUUACAUAAGAAAAUAUCUUCUCUGAGAAUGCCUCACAGCUAGUAUAUGUCAGGUGGAAUUCGAAACCAAAUCUUCUUGACUCCACUAUACCACAUUGACUCCUUAAUUUCAUUCUUAUCAUUCCUUUUUCUUUAUUAUAUCUUCUCUGAUAGAGAAACUAUGUAUUUUUCAUUUACUGUGGCAAAACAACUUUUUUCACCACAUUUUGUUUUCCAAAUGUUUUGCUCUGUUGGAAGACUCACAAUUUCCUUUGCCUGAGGGUGUUUAUUUGAAUCCACUGCUAGGGCAGUUAGGCUAUUAGAAAUAUUAUAUAUUGACACAUUUGGCUUCACUUGAGUCAGGGAGUAAAUGAGAUUACAGUCUAGGGGAACAAAGGAAUAGAAGAAUAAAAGAUAGGAAGAGGUAGUCCCAAAAAUGAUUUCCUAAACCCAGGUCAGGAAGUUAUGAGAAAGCAGGGUUAAGGGCUUUGAUGUGAAGUUGGAUUGACUUCUUUGCACCAGAUGCAUUCCAGAAGAAUUGAGUUCAAGACUCAGAUCCAUUACUACCUGCUAUACUUGAAGGUGUGUGCAUGUGAGGAAAGGUGGAAUUUGGUAUCCCUUUUCUACCAGCUAAGUGAUGUAAAGAAAGGAGGCAAAUAAUAGAACUAAGGACCUAUUCAUCUGUUCACUCUGUUAUCUCUUUGUCAAAAAAGGUCUGAAUUGAAAGUGGAGUUUGGCACUGGCAAACCUUAGUGACACCCUUUGAAUAGUUGAAGAAUUCAAGGUAGGGGUUAAUGGAGUGUGACCCCUAUACCUCUCCUAAAAGGCAGAAGGGGAGAGGGGGAUUUUCUCUUCUUGCCUCCACCAUUUGCCAUGGUGUCUUACUUACAUGGUGAGCUACUUGCACAACAGGAAAUGCUGAAUUCAUAAGGAAGUGGAAUUUAGAGAGCAAAAUAUCCAAUUCCAUAUCCGCUGCCUGGGAGGGAGGGCAGAGACAGACUCACAUCCCCUCAAAUACCUCACCAGCUAUAUGAACAACUCUCUGAGCGCAUUUCUCAUUUGUAAAAUAGGGAUGAUAAAAUACUAAGCUGUUGUAAGUAAAUCACUCAUCCUUAAAGCACUCUACAGAUGUGAAAUACUAUGAGUAUAGAUGAGAUAUAAGGAGUUCAAAGCAUUUUGUAAACCCUGUUCUUGAAGCUCUGGAGCUUGUAUCAACUCUAAAAGAUUUUGACAUCAAAUUCUUUGUGUAAGAUUAUUAUUAUAUUAAAUUUUAAAGAAAGGUUUAAAAUUAGUGUAUAGGUUCAUGUGCCUGUAUCAGUCAUUUCUUUUCAUAUUUGCUCUAAACGGCCAAGAUUAUUUAAUAUAUAUACAUACAUACAUGUACAUAUGUACAUGUACAUGUAUAUAUUUGCAUAUAUGAUGUAUGUAUCUAUAAAAAUAUAUACACACUGGAGAAAACUGAUUAUAAUCCUUGCUGAUUGCUCAAACUUUAUUCAUCAUAAUGAAAUUAAUAUAUAUUCAUAUGCAUAUUGGCUAAUGGUGUUUAACUUAACAAAAAUGUAUAUUUUCCUAUUAGAAGGAAAAAUUAGCAAAACAACUUAUAAUUCAAAUCAGCCCUGGGUUUGGUUUGUGUCUUCCCUCUCAAGCUAACUUUGUUGUAGAACUCCCACCUGGUAUAAGUAUUCCCUGAUUAUAGUAGCAGCUUCCAGGAGUGUGACUAUUAAGUAACUUCACACUGUUUGAAUUAUCAUGUUUCUGCCCUUUAAGCCUCAUUUGGCUCAGGCCCUGAUAGCUUCUUUGUCAGCCUACAAGUACAAUUCAGUCUCUUAUUCUCUCCCUCUCAGGGGUUCUCAAUUUUUUUUUUGUCAUGCAUCCCUUCUUAGAAUUUUUUUAAUGCACAAAAUAAAAUAUGCAGCAUUACAAAGGGAACCAAUUAUAUUAAUAUAUUAUUAUAUGUUAAAAUAUAUUAUAAAUAAAUUAUAUUAAAAUACCAAAAUAUCUUUUAAAAUAAGUUCACAGACCCUGCCAUCAAAGGAUGAAGUGUCAGAAAGAAAGGAUGCAGUUUUCCUGGAUCUAUAUAAUUUAUAGUUUCUUGCUCUGUAAUGUUUACUUUUAUAAGAGAAAAAAUAGUCUAGCCCUAGCUCUGCCACUAGCUAGGCUAGCUAUGUAACCUGGGGCAAUUCACUUCUUCCUAGAUCUCAGGUACCUUAACUAUGAAAUUAGAGUGUUUGGCUCUAUGGUCCUAAGUUCCUUUAUGUACUUCUACUGCCACAGUUUGUCCCUAAGUCAGAAGUGGGAAUUUUAAAAUGUUUAACUCACACUAUGCCUACCACCUGCUUUCUUUGCAUAUCACCUCACCCUCCACAUAUGGGGUUUAUCUUCCAUUCAGGACCCAUGAUUAAUAUUCUCCUGCCAAAUCUUCCCCAGUUGUCCCAGCCAAGUGUAAUCUCUCCUCAUUCUCAUUGCAAAGACUGUCCAGGUGACCUCUAGUGUUAGGGGAGCUUCUCAUGCUGCUGGGCAAUCUAGCUGACUGGGGAAGAACCAGCAAAGGAGGGAAGGGAAUGGUACCAGUAAAGGGGCAUUCUACAUUCAGGAAAUGAGAUAUAGCUUAUAGAUGUAGACAUAACAUUUAAGUGAUUUUCUUGUCUCUAGUAGCAUUACUCUAGGCAUUUAUUGCUUGUUGAAUAAAUGAAUAUAGGCACUCUUCCAGACUAUAGUCUGAGGGAUCAGUUUAUCUUUUAGAGUUUUCUAUUUUAAAAUAAUAGUUACUUUGGCCAUCAGCAUUCUAGAUCAAGAAGUUGGACCAUUCAACCCUGGAGAAAUUCUGAAAUGCUAAUUCAGGAGAAAAAAACAUUAAUAGAGAAUCUUGAAGGAAGUUAAAUACAGCUUCAAUUAUUAUCCUGAUAAAUUGGAAUUUGAAUCUGUUUCUAAGAAUCUAAGAAAUUCAACUGUGUGAAAUCAUAGUUAAUGUGGUAUAAGAAGCUGGCCAGCUUCAUGUUAUUCAAUUCAAUUCAAUAAGCAUUGGCUCAAACACUGUCUAUAAUAUGGCAACGAGCUUGUUUGUUGCCUAGGAAUCCAAGAAUGCAGGGAGCAAGAACCCUAUAACAGGUAGCAUAGCAAUAAAGUAGAUGAAUGAGGCCUGCAGAUUCUCAAAAGUUUUGAUAACAUCUUUUUAGCAAAGAAACCCCAGCAUAGGAUGCCACAGCAAAGCUAAUAAUCUUCUGACUAAUAUCUGAUUACUUCAAGGAUUUACUGUUUAGAAAAAAGAAAGCAGACCAAUAUCCCUAGAUCAGUUUUGCAGAAAGCCACAUGGGGGAAAUAACUCCCCAGGUAUGCCAAAGUUGUUCCAAAGAUGCUCUUCUUAAUUAUGUAAUUCUCAUAGUAGCUAUAUCACUUUCCACAGCUUGUAAAAAUUGUAAGGUGAGAAUGAACAAUUUUGUUUAAACAUACUGCUAUUCAUUCAAAAUUUUGUGAUUAUUUGUGUUACACUUUAGAAAUGUGUUCAUACAUUCAAUAAAAAGUUCCAUAUUAUACAUUGUACAGAUAUAUCACAGUGCAUUAAAUAGUGAUCAAAUAGGGUGUCUGUGAUCUUUUAAAACAAAUAUGGACACUAAACAAUUGGUCAUUUCAGUUCAAUAAUUGUUUGGGGUUUUAAGAGGGACAAGAGUUAGUUAUAGGUUACUAAGGGUUAGCAAGUAUGGUUAGUAGGGUUACCAUGAGUUUAACUCAGAAGGCAAAUUUUAAUAUUCCCUUAAACAUAACUAUUUUGAGUACCAAGAUGGAAAAACUAAACUUGCAGACAUAGCUGAGUAAAAAGGCAUACACAUAGGUAUUUAAAGAGUAAGAUAUAUUAAGUUCAUUAAAUUGUUUUCUCAACUAAUACUCUUACUUGUACUAGGAACAAAACAUUCUUUUGUUUUUCAUUUAAACAAGGUUUACCCAAAUUAAUGUUCAGAUUUUUGCUUUUACUUCAUUAUGUCCAUUCCCUUUUUUAAUUAACUGAAACAUAAAUUGUGUAUAAGAUUGAUUCCAACAUAAAAUUCAAACAGGGAGCCAAAUAAAAAAUGUUAUAGCUGUUUGCUGAUAGCCUAUGAAAAGGGAAUGAAGAUUGGGGUUGAUGAAAAUCAAGACAAUGCUUUAAGUACUCACAUUUAGAAAACUAUCAUCUUCAGUUCUAUGCUUUAUUGUUAUACAGCAUCAAAAAAAAGUCUGGUUUCUUCAUGAAGAAGCAUUGCUCUUUCAUUUGUGAAUUUGCUCCCUUGGCUUCCUUUCAAAGAGCCCAAACAACAAACCCAACUUUGUUACAUCAUAUGGCCCACGUUUCUAAAUGCCUUUCUGAACCACUAGGUACAAUUACAUUCUUUCUUUUGCAGAUCUACAUCGGACUGAGUAUAUUGGAAAUGUUUUACCUAGUGAAUGAGUCUUUGAUGGCAGGGGUAUGAAUAAACUCAAAAUCAAUGCCUGGUUCAAAUGCCAUAUUAAUAAGGAGUAUUCUGAUAUAAAAUGGCAGUUUCUGUUACUUUUUCACAUCUAAAUUGGUGUAAGUAACAUCCAAAAGUUUUUCUGUUUGAACUCUGUUGAACUACAACAUGGCCUACCAUAGGAAGGUGUAGUUUUCAGAACUUUGCAGAAAGAUGCAUGGAGGGAAUCUAGUACUCAUAUGGAUGAAGUUGUGGAUCCUUGAACUAUAUGUGCAAAGCACUGUUCCUAUGGAAACAUUGGGGACAGGUUAGAUUUUUUCAGUUUACAGCAACAUUUCCAGAAUCAUAGCUUCCUGGAAGUACAAAGACUAGAUUUUAUGACCUGUCAUUGGCUAAUUUAUGACCAUUACGUAAAUGAGUCAGUCCACAUCCCAAUUUAAAACCCCCAUUGCAGGGAUCUAUGUGCCAUUAAACACCACACCGAAACAGCAAACAUGUUCAUCCAUUCACUUUCCUCUCCCUUUAGCUCUACACCUUCAUUGAUCCUUUGUCAUAGCUCCAGACCUGAUCUAGUUAUUUCAUGGAAAUCUUAGGAUCAAAUGUCUUUGCAAAAAUUAACCAGACUUUCCUGUAAACUGACAGAGAAAAGCAAUCAGAGCAUACUUAUUUACUACCUCCUUUAUUAUAUUUCCCAUUGAAAAACUCCAGUAUACUCAGUGGAAGCUGAAAUCCCUCUGACACUCUCUCCCUUUUCUCAUCCCACAAGAUGUGUCAUAAUCUUAUCUGAACAGUAAUGCUCCAAAUACUUCCUUACUUCUAUCAGUUAAAAAACAAAACAAAACAAAACCCCAAACCUUAACUACCCUAUCUUCCAUCUGCAAUGAUCUUUCUUUUCUUCUCCCUUUUUGCAGUCAAGCUCAAUCACAAAUAAUUUGUAGAAUGUUACUAUUUCCCCUGCCAAGGAAUGGCUGGGACACAGAUAAUCCAUUUCCCAUCUCCUUGCCUUUUCAUUGGCUAUUCUGGCUGGGAUGUUCCUCUUCACUUCUGCCACUUAAAUUCUCCAACUUCCUUCAAGGCUAAAUUCAGAUACCAACAUCUGCAGGAGACUGUCUUGUUCCCCAUAUCCUCAAUUUCUAGUGCCUUCCCCUUUUGGAUUGCCUUCCUUCUACUAUGUAUAUAUUUUGUAUGUGUCUACUACAUACAAGAUUUUGGUACUCCUUUGUAUCUCCAGUGCUGUAUUCAAUAAAUACUUAUUGACUAAUUGA
This is a messenger RNA of Monodelphis domestica (gray short-tailed opossum), 9824 nucleotides long. NCBI's taxonomy places the organism in Eukaryota, Metazoa, Chordata, Mammalia, Didelphimorphia, Didelphidae. The record is from RefSeq and is a predicted model, not a curated record.